This is a messenger RNA of Arctia plantaginis, 1236 nucleotides long. The record is from the annotation of a GenBank genome assembly. Lineage: Eukaryota; Metazoa; Arthropoda; Insecta; Lepidoptera; Erebidae.
AUGGGUGAUGGAAAUUUGAGUUUUAUAAUCCCGAAAGGGUUAUCGUCGUACAAGACUGAUGCGGAUUUGGCAGCUGAGGAGUUGUUUAAGCUGUAUCCUGAUCCCCUGCUGCGGUUUGCGUCUGCCUGUUGUGUGAUCUUCAUGCUCAUCGGCAUCCCUGGCAACAUCAUCUCAAUCAUUGCACUUGCCAAGUGCAAGAAGGUUCGCAACGCAACGGCAAUAUUCAUCAUCAACCUGUCCUGCUCAGAUCUUCUAUUCUGCUGCUUCGUGUUACCUCUCGCCGCGUCAACUUUUUGGAAUAAAUCCUGGAGACAUGGCAUAAUCCUAUGUCAUAUGUUCCCGUUUGCAAGAUAUGCGCUGGUUGCAGUGUCUUUGUUUUCUGUGUUGUCCAUCACUAUCAAUAGAUACAUCUUGAUUUCUCAUCCAAUACAAUAUGUUAAAAUUUACACAAAACGGAACCUAUGUUUGAUGAUCGCUAGUCUCUGGUUAUUUUCCUUUGGAGCAUUGAUACCUACGUGUCUCGGAGUAUGGGGGAGAUUCAGUUUGGAUACCGUCACUGGCUCCUGUACCAUCAUACCGGAUGAAAAUGGCAACUCACCGAAGAAAUUCCUUUUCAUAAUCGCCUUUAUGUUACCGAGUUUAGCUAUUAUCCUAUGCUAUGCUCGAAUUUGGUGGAUUGUCAGAAAAACAAACAGAUUAACACGUAGACCAACUCACAUAGCGUCUAUAGAAAUGAAGAGGUUUAAUAUGAGUACAGCUACUAUAGUUACAAGAUCACAAGACCAAAAACGCCCUAAAAGCACUUUCCCUUGUAGCUGCUUCAUACAAACUCCUGCUGAACUAUCAUCUUCUAGUGAUAGCUACAGCCCAGAUCCAGAAAGCAGACAUAGCACUCCUGAAGCUGCAGUUCGAGCACUUGGUGAGGAACCAAAGAAUUAUAGAAAAAGCUUCAUAGCAACGAUGAAAUGGAGCACGGCACAGAAGCCACAACUUCCAUCGAAAAGAGACAAGAAAUUAUUAACUAUGAUUGUUGCUAUAAUGGUAGGGUUUUGUGUUUGCCAUUUACCUAUAACGCUAACGAAAACAAUAUUUUUGGAAAUCCGUCCCCAUCCAAUACCAAACAUAAUAGGAUAUGUGCUUAUUUAUUUCACUACUUGCGUCAAUCCUGUCAUAUAUGUUGUGAUGUCUAGUGAAUACCGACAAGCGUAUAAAAACCUCAUGAAAUGUGGACGGUGA